This is a messenger RNA of Erigeron canadensis, 1732 nucleotides long. Its product is annotated as tryptophan decarboxylase TDC2-like. The transcript is spliced from 3 exons. NCBI's taxonomy places the organism in Eukaryota, Viridiplantae, Streptophyta, Magnoliopsida, Asterales, Asteraceae. The record is from RefSeq and is a predicted model, not a curated record. The coding region runs from base 1 to 1638 and encodes 545 amino acids. Gene Ontology annotation, biological process: amino acid metabolic process. Gene Ontology annotation, molecular function: carboxy-lyase activity; pyridoxal phosphate binding.
AUGGUCGAUAUUACAAACUUGACUUACAAGAAUACAAAUGAACAACGAACAAACACCUUCCCUUAUUGUCACAACACACCCAAACCGCCACUUUUUGUUUACAAAAUGGGCAGCCUCCCGGCAAACUUUAUAACCAUGUCAAAUUCUAUGGGUUCAAAAGAGUUCAAACCAUUAGACAUUGAAGAGUUUCGCCAAAAUGCCCACAAAACAGUAGAUUUCAUUGCUGAUUAUUACAAGAAUAUUGAGAACUACCCGGUUCUCAGCCAAGUUCAUCCGGGUUACCUAAUAAGCCAGCUUCCUGAAAGCCCUCCAGAGACGCCAGAUUCAUUUGACACGAUCUUAAAAGACGUAGAAAAUGAUAUCAUCCCUGGUAUGACUCAUUGGCUGAGUCCAAAUUUCUUUGCUUUCUUUCCAGCUACUGUAAGUUCCGCAGCAUUUGUAGGGGAAAUGUUGUGUACUUGUUUUAAUUCAGUUGGGUUCAAUUGGCUUGCUUCACCAGCUGCAACCGAGCUUGAAAUGGUGGUCAUGGAUUGGUUCGCCACAAUGCUCCAACUUCCACAAACCUUCAAGUUUUCGGGUACUGGAGGUGGGGUUAUACAAUCCACCACAAGCGAGUCAAUUUUGUGCACGCUAGUUGCAGCUAGAGAUCGUGUGCUUAAUAAAAUCGGCGUUGAACAUAUUGGCAAGUUAGUCGUGUAUGCGUCGGACCAAACUCAUUCUACGUAUACAAAAGUAGCCAAGUUAGCGGGUAUUUAUCCACAAAACAUACGGUCCAUACCCACAAGUCUAUGUGAUGAAUUUUCUCUUUCCCCUAAGGCUCUUCGAAAAGUUGUCGAGGCUGAUGUGGCAAAAGGGUUAGUCCCACUUUAUCUAUGUGUUACAAUGGGGACUACCUCCACUACAGCCGUGGACCCCAUUAGAGACCUUGCUGAUGUGGCAAAACACUAUGGUAUAUGGGUCCAUGUAGACGCCGCGUAUGGGGGUAGCGCGUGUAUAUGUCCAGAGUAUCGCCAUUUUCUUGAUGGAGUCGAGCAAGUCGACUCUCUAAGUAUGAGCCCACAUAAGUGGCUACUUAGUUACUUGGAUUGUUGUUGCCUUUGGGUAAAACACCCUAAUCUAAUAGUCAACGCACUCAGUACUAAUCCUGAGUACUUGAGAAACAAAAUCAGUGACUCGACCUCUAUUGUAAAUUAUAAAGAUUGGCAAGUUGGAACGGGUCGAAGGUUCAAUUCUUUACGUUUGUGGUUCAUCCUACGUAGCUAUGGCGUAGAAAACCUUCAAAACCACAUCCGAACAGAUAUCCAAAUGGCGGUCACGUUUGAGAAACUCAUACAAUCUGAUUCAAGGUUUGAGAUUAUUGUGCCAAGAAGAUUUGCAUUGGUAUGUUUUCGAUUGAAACAAUUCAAUGGAUUUGACUGUAACUAUACUGAAAUACUAAACAAAAAGCUGCUCGAGCGAGUCAACUCGACAGGCAGAGUUUACAUGACUCACACAGUUGUUGGAGGAACUUUUAUGCUGAGGUUUGCCGUUGGAGCUACAUUGACUAAAGAAUGCCACGUGAUUGCUGCUUGGGAAAUCAUAAGAGAGAUGGCAGAUGCUUUGGUCAAAGACUGUUAUAUUCCAAAAGUUAAUUACUAAUAACACAGAAUAAGUGUUAAAUUGUUUGAUCCUAAUGAUCAUAUAUGUCAAAAUAUAUAUAUAUAUAUAUAUACAAUACCGAAUAAAUUAACUA